AUGGCCAUUGACAAUCCCUACGAGAUCCUCAGCCAGUCCUUCAACUUUCCAACUAAGGACCAGCGACAAUGGUGGCACUACACUGCACCCGGCUUCGUCAAGAGCAUGACGGAUGCAAAGUACACACCCGACGCGAAGUACAAACAGCUCGCGUUUUUCUACCACUGCGUCCUCCCGCACCUUGGCCAGUUCCCUUACUCCUAUAAGCCCAUCAGCCCUCAGGCCAGCACAAUGGCGGAUCUUUUCAACAUCGAGAAAAUGUGGCCAGUGGUCGACGAGAUCGCACGCUUCGACCUAAGCAUUGACACGACACUUUUCCACAAAAUAGCGGACCUCCUCUUGUUAAAGGACGAAGCGAAGGCACUUAGCUCGCAGCCCGGGUUUAAGCUGGGGGGCCCCACACACAGGCAGUAUCAGUUUGCUGUUAAUAUUAAGGAUGAGCGGCUGAUGCUAAAGGGGUACUUCUUUACGGCGAUGAAGAGUCUGGCGAUGGGGGUGUCGGCCGAUAGGCUGAUUAGCAAUAUGAUGGAGAGUUAUGUCCAGAGCUGUGCCGUAUCGACAUUUAUCACAGUGUAUCUGGGCUGUGAUAUGAUUGAUCCGGCACUGACCAGGCUCAAAGUCUACGGUCUCGACAGCGAAGUGACCUUUGAGUGGCUUGUUGACCUCUGGACUUUAGGUGGGAGGAUCCCCAACGAGAUCAAAGUCGACCAUAUGGAACUAGGUGAUCUGUCUAAGUCGCUGCUACCGGUCAUCGUCAACUACACUCUUCUCCCCAACAAGCCCCAUCCCGAACCGCAGAUGUAUCUUGUGCCGUUUGGCUCGCCUGAUGUGCAGAUUGUGGAUGCGCUUACGCAGUUUUUUGAGCGGAUGGGAUGGGGGGAGGCUGCGAGAACGUACAGGGAGAAUCUGUUCUCUUACUACCCAAACCAGGAUUUCUCCAAGACUAGACAUGUCCAGGAAGCGAUUUCGCUUUCGUACAAGGAGGGAAAGCCAUAUCUUAGUGUGUAUCUCUCGCACUUUUAG
Talaromyces proteolyticus is the source of this 1023-nucleotide messenger RNA. Its product is annotated as tryptophan dimethylallyltransferase-domain-containing protein. The transcript has 5 exons. Gene Ontology annotation, biological process: alkaloid metabolic process. NCBI's taxonomy places the organism in Eukaryota, Fungi, Ascomycota, Eurotiomycetes, Eurotiales, Trichocomaceae. Gene Ontology annotation, molecular function: transferase activity, transferring alkyl or aryl (other than methyl) groups. Bases 1 to 1023 code for a protein of 340 amino acids. The record is from RefSeq and is a predicted model, not a curated record.